This is a messenger RNA of Trachymyrmex septentrionalis, 429 nucleotides long. RefSeq lists its product as uncharacterized. The record is from RefSeq and is a predicted model, not a curated record. Lineage: Eukaryota; Metazoa; Arthropoda; Insecta; Hymenoptera; Formicidae. The coding region runs from base 1 to 429 and encodes 142 amino acids. The transcript has a single exon.
AUGAAACGCGAUAUCGCUAAAUUCGACACGAGCGAUUAUCCGACGGACAACGCGUACGGUAUGCCUCUCGCGAACAAAAAAGUACCCGGUCUGAUGAAGGACGAAAAUAACGGUGCGAUAAUGACCGAAUUCGUUGGUCUCAGAGCGAAGAUGUACGCUGUGAGGGUGGACGGCAAGAAGGACACUAAAAAGAUCAAAGGCGUAAAGAAUAACGUCGUAGCGCAAACGAUAACGUUCGACGAUUACACGCGAUGUUUGAACGAAGAGAUCGAAAUGACUCGUCGUCAAUCGUGUAUACGAUCUAAACUGCACGAGGUAUACACGAUAUCCGAAUCGAAAAUCACUCUGAGUCCAUACGAUGACAAACGAUACGUCGUAUCGAAUUCGAUGAAGACGUUACCGUGGGGACAUUGGCGGAUACCUUUGUAA